This is a messenger RNA of Drosophila serrata, 2002 nucleotides long. RefSeq names its product putative mushroom body vesicular transporter portabella (gene prt). Gene Ontology annotation, molecular function: serotonin:sodium:chloride symporter activity. Gene Ontology annotation, biological process: transmembrane transport; aminergic neurotransmitter loading into synaptic vesicle. NCBI's taxonomy places the organism in Eukaryota, Metazoa, Arthropoda, Insecta, Diptera, Drosophilidae. The record is from RefSeq and is a predicted model, not a curated record. Gene Ontology annotation, cellular component: terminal bouton; synaptic vesicle membrane.
CAAAAGUGUGCUUGCCAUGUCGGAGAAGUCAACACGUGGCCAGGCCCACGCCCGGUCAGAGUCCCAGUCUCAGUUCCAGGCAGCUGCCCAGCUAAAUGCCACAGGCAGACGGAGCUCCACGCCGCAGGCUAAUGGCUCCUCCAAUCGCUGCCUGAUUGCCGUGAUUGUCUACCUGGCCCUGCUGCUAGAUAACAUGCUGCUAACCGUAAUUGUGCCCAUUCUACCGGAUUACUUGGCCGGCCUGGAGUCGGAUUCCUCUUCGCCGAUCGUGCUGAGUCUGGAUGAUACAUCCCCAGCCUCAAAGCUAUCCUAUCGGGGCUCAGAAUCUCCGACAGGUGGUCAUCCUCAGCUGUACAUUGCCAAGCAUCCCAUACCCGGCAAAUCGAUGGUCAAUUUCACCCUGUUCCAGAUGUCCACAGAGGCGGCAACUACCAUCACCACUCCACCCCCGAACAUGCACAAUUUCAACUCCACCCCCACACCGGCAAUUUCGCUUUUGAAGCCGUCAGAGGGUCAGUCGGGUGGCACUAAUUCGUCCAGGAGCAGGAACCGCAAGGUGGCGGCCCCAGCCGACAACAAGGAGCUGACCUUGACGCAGGAGAACGGUUCCAUUGGCCUGCUGCUGGCCAUGAAGGCCCUCGUCCAAUUAAUUUUCAAUCCGAUUGUCGGUAACGCGUCCAGCAAGUUUGGCUACCGCCUACCGAUUGUGGUUGGCACCUUCUUCCUGCUCCUCUCCUCGCUGGUAUUUACCAUUGGCGAAUCCUACUGGGCACUCCUGGUUGCUCGAGCAAUUCAAGGUGUGGGCUCGGCUUGCAUCAACAUCUGCGGCAUGAGCCUGGUGGCCCAGCAUUAUCCGGAGGAGGCGAGGCGUUCCAAAGUGAUGGGCAUCAUCCUGGGCAGCAUAGCUUUGGGUGUGCUGCUGGGUUAUCCUUUCGGUGGAAUCCUGUACGAUCUGAUGGGCAAGUCUGCGCCCUUUAUCAUUCUCUCCACGCUGAUGUUCCUGAGUCUGGGUCUACAGCUGCUGACCAUGGAUCUGUCCGUUCAACCGAAAGUGGUGGUAGAGGCAACUCCAAAAUGGCGACCCCUACUCGAGUGUAAAAUGAUCUUGGCCAUUGUGCUGGCCAUAUGGUUCUCCACCUCCACGAUGGCCAUGCUGGAGCCAUGCCUGCCCAUCUGGCUGAUUCAGUAUCUGAAGCCCAACAAGUGGCAACUGGGCACUGUCUUUAUACCGGAUUCGGUGGGUUACUUUGUUGGCACCAAUUUCUUUGGCAGCAUUGCCUAUAAAUACGGUCAGGUGAAGGUGUCCUGCAUCAGUUUGCUCCUGGUGGGAGUUGCCUCCAUUCUGAUCCCAAGUGCAACAACUGUUGCCCAACUAUUACUGCCCCAUUUCGCCUUGGGUCUGGGGAUAGGAGUAAUUGAUGCGGCUCUCGUUCCCCUGCUGGCCACCUUUGUGGAUGCCACCCUUUCCCAGGAGGAGCACAGCGAGGGCAGCAGCUCCAUGUCCAGCUAUGGCACUGUCUACGCCAUACAACAGACCUCCGUCAGUUUAGCCUAUUGCCUUGCUCCUCUGAUCGGAGGUGAACUGGCCCAGACCUUUGGUUUCGCCUGGCUGAUGCGCAUUGUGGGCAUAUUUAACAUGAUCUAUGGCCCCAUUCUAGUUUAUUUGUACCAGAAAUAUGAUCCCAAGGCCCUAAGGGAGCAGCACAAUGACAUGUUGCUACAAAGCAGUGGAGGUGGAUCUCGAUACAAGCAGCUCUACAACUCCAUGGAUGUGGAAUAAGUUGCUCAUCUGACCAGAUCCUCACCAAAUCUCAAAGCAAAGUUACUUCUGGAAUGCCUAAAAUUUGGAUGUUCCUAAGGUUCACUUUAAGCAAUAUAUUUCGAGCAAAUUAAACCCAUUUAAGAUUAUUAACACACCAUACUUUUCCUUUAAAAAAAUUGAAUCUCUUUGAACCAAAAUCGCUUUAUCAUAUAAUCAAUACCAUUGAGUUGAAUAAUGGAA